AAGGUGGAGAGACGCAAACUCCACUGUCACCACCACCACCACCACCACCACCACUACCAGCACUUCAGCAGGCGAAGGAAGUCCCUCGUAUUCCCUCGUAUUCCCGAAAGGAUCUUAAAGGAACUGAAGGAUUUUUGAAGGAUACCAAAGAUUUCAAGAUGGGUGUUAGUGUUGGAAGGGGCGUGGUUAUAGUGUUGUUACUGGUUCUGCUGAAGGAGGGAGGUACCACGCCCUCAGAACACGCCCAAGCCAGCCCAAAUACCGCCCAUUCCCGCCACUCACGCCAGCUUCACCGCAUCCUCGAUCCAUUUGGUUUGCUGGGAAAGGCAGGGGAGGCAGUGAGCGGCGCCGUGGAAGAUCUCGGGCAGCGUAUUGACGAAGGGGCUCAGCACAUGGGGAAGCUGAUGCAGAAGGGCGCUUCCUCCAUCAACUCCGCUUUCAAUAGUCACGUAAACCAGGUGAGAGGAGGGCUGGAGGAGGCGGGGAAGGUGGCGGGGAUGAUAGGGGAGGACCUGGUGGAGUCUGUGUCGUCCCUGGUAUCGAAUCGCCUGCAGGAGGAUGAGAGAGGCGAGGAGGCGAUGAGGAAGAGGGAAGGAAUGGUCGACGGUUUCCUGAGACUUGUUGGCAUUGAUUCGUCACAAGUUGGUCUGAUGGCUCUCAAUGUCCUGAUCUUCCUGGCUGAGUUGAUUACUUCGACACUCAUUGGGGAGAAUAUCAACGAAAUUCCAGUCAGAGAUUCAAAAACUUCUGUUCUUUCUUGGUUCAUGCGAAGCGAUCCAACGAAGAUGGAAGCAAUGCUGAGAGAGGCACAAGAUCCGGGACUUCCCAGAGCAAUCAUACAGAAGCUGCAAAGAGCCACGGGUGACAAUACCGCGUGCGUGCAGUUGCUGGUGUGCAAGUUGUCUCCUGUAGUGUGGGGCCUUCAGCAAUCCGUGGCAGUGUCUCAAGCAAGGAGCAGAGACCCGGACACUCCUCCUAUGGGUCUCAUGCAGACCCUAUACGCAGCCCUGCCUCCCCUCAACACCUUCGUCACCUUCUCUGAGUCCUGCGAGCAUCAGUUCCCCAAGUGUCCUCUCAUCGACCUCUCCCAUCUCGGCCUCGGUCUCUGAAACUCCAAAACUGAUUCUGAAACACCUGCGCCGAACCUCCACUACUUUCCAAGGCUCUAGUUGAAAUGGCACGUGUUUUCAUGUGUGUUUAUAUAGUAAUAGUAGGAAAAUGACGAGAUUUAUACGUUUUUAAUAGGAAAAAUACUCUUGAGAGCCCGAUUUAUUCUACUUGUAUGUUGUAUCUCACUUCUUUCCAAGGCUCUAGUUGAAGUGGCACGGGUUUUAUGUGUUUGUAUAUUAAUAAUAGGGAAAUGACGAGAUUUCUAUGUUAUUGACAGGAGAAAUACUCUUAAGAACACGGCUUAUUUUGAAACAUACGUCUUAUCAGUAUUUUCCAAGGUUUAGUUGAAGUGGCACAGGUUUUAAGGGCGUUUUUUGUUUUUACUCAGAAAUUAACGAGAUUUCUAUGCUUUUUAUUAACAGAAAUGCUCUUGAGAACCAAAAUAAUUUUCAAAACUUGCACGUUCUAUUUCCACUACUUUCCAAAGCUCUCGUAGAAGUGGUGUGUGUCUUUAAGGUUGUUUCUAUAGUACUAGUGGGAAAUUAACGAGAUUUUUACGUUAUCAAUAGAAGAAAUACUCUUGAGAACGCGGCGAGUCAUCUCAGUGGCCUUGGAAAUUGUGUUGCGAUGAGAGAGCAGUGUUUCAGAAUGCGUGUCAAUAUCGCAAAGCCUCCCGCACCUUCAGGAGAUUCUGCUUCCCGUGUGAUUCUUGGGCAUUGUGGGAACUUUUUGUCGGAACUUUUCUGGGAGCUGGUUAGGGUUGGGGUAAGUUAGCGGUACUUGAGGUUAGGAUGUUUUAAGUGUUUUUUGUACUGAUGUUAUUGUUUAUUUUGUGUGGUGCUUGUAAUUUAUUUUGUGUGCUUGUAAUGUCACGAAACCACGACCUCAAUGAUAAAGUUUCUGAUAAAGAUCGAAUGCUGACUUGGUGUUUUAUCGAUGUAACUUUUGUUUUUCUAAGGUUUACAAUCCGAUGUUAUAGUUUUCUGUUUGUUGUUCCUAAUAGUAGUUAACCACGGCCUCAUUAUGUAACAAGACAGACUGCAAGAAGGUAUUAGCCCUACACGUGGCAAGCUCUUAACUCCUUUAAUACUGCGACACAUUUUUAGCCUGAGAUUUGUGUACGAUUAGACCAAUUUAUUUACAUUAGGAAGGGUCUAUGGAGGUCAGAAGAUUAAUGGCCACAGUCUUCACUAUUUCAAUCCGCCACAUGA
This is a messenger RNA of Portunus trituberculatus (swimming crab), 2321 nucleotides long. RefSeq lists its product as uncharacterized. NCBI's taxonomy places the organism in Eukaryota, Metazoa, Arthropoda, Malacostraca, Decapoda, Portunidae. The record is from RefSeq and is a predicted model, not a curated record.